GAGUACGGAGUAGUGAUCAUUGGCUGGGAUGAGUACGGAGUAGUGAUCAUUGGCUGGGAUGAGUACGGAGUAGUGGCCAUUGGUUGGGAUGAGUACGGAGUAGUGAUCAUUGGUUGGGAUGAGUACGGAGUAGUGGCCAUGGGUUGGAAUGAGUACGGAGUAGUGGCCAUUGGUUGGGAUGAGUAGUAGUAGUGAUCAUUGGUUGGGAUGAGUACGGAUGGCCAUUGGUUGGGAUGAGUACGGAGUAGUGGCCAUUGGUUGGGAUGAGUACGGAGUAGUGGCCAUUGGUUGGGAUGAGUACGGAGUAGUGGCCAUUGGUUGGGAU
Molecule: messenger RNA, 325 nt
Organism: Staurois parvus
Lineage: Eukaryota; Metazoa; Chordata; Amphibia; Anura; Ranidae
Source: the annotation of a GenBank genome assembly